Molecule: messenger RNA, 1889 nt
Organism: Linum trigynum
Lineage: Eukaryota; Viridiplantae; Streptophyta; Magnoliopsida; Malpighiales; Linaceae
Source: the annotation of a GenBank genome assembly
GUCACAGAGACACACUCCACUUACCAUUCUCAUUUCUAUACUGAAUCAUUCCCACUUCCUCACACCAGUCCAACAAUGCAUCCCAAGAUUUUGCCUUUGAUGGCUACUUUCACCAUUUUCGCCACCUUUCUUCUCACUUUAGUCCAAACCGAACAGCAGCACAUUGUUCUAAUGGACUCCAAUGUCAUGCCAAAAGCAUUCCAAUCUCCACACCACUGGCACCUAGCCUCUCUGUCGUCGAUUUCGCAGUCAGAAUCCCCUGCCUCCAAGCUAAUCUACUCCUACUCCAAAGUCCUCGACGGAUUCUGUGCUUCCCUCACCGACUCCGAGCUCGAAUCAAUGAAAGCUUCUCCGGGCUUCCUGCACUCCUUUCACAACUCACCAGUCAAAUACGACACCACACACUCGACCGACUUCCUGGGACUCACCGCCGUUUCCUCUCCAGCUUGGGAGUCGUCCAAUUACGGGGAAGGGAUGAUCAUCGGGGUCGUCGACACGGGCGCCUGGCCGGAGAGCGACAGCUACGGUGACCAAGGGAUGGGUCCAGCCCCGGCGAGGUGGAAAGGGCAGUGUCACUUCAACAACGGCUCGCUCUGUAACAACAAGCUUGUUGGAGCGCGCGUGUUCAACAAUUCCCUUAUCGCAGCCAACAUCAGUAUGCUCUGCAGCGACUCUCCCCGCGACUGCGACGGACACGGGACCCACACGUCCAGCACCGCAGCCGGUAGCUUCGUGGACCGUGCCUCCUAUUUCGGCUACGCUCGGGGAACGGCGAAGGGGACCGCUCCUAAGGCCCACGUCGCCGUCUACAAGGCGUUGUUCGGCGAAUACUCUUCCCCGUGUGACGCCGUCGCCGCAAUCGAUCAAGCAGUUGCUGACGGCGUGGAUGUACUGUCCAUAUCGUUUGGCUACGAUCACAUCCCGCUCCACGAGGACCCAAUCGCCGUCGCAACAUUCGCGGCCGUACAGCGGAAUGUAUUCGUCGCCACGUCAGCCGGAAAUGCCGGCACGGACCUUGGGGCCCUCCACAACGGGAUUCCCUGGGUCCUCACCGUCGCUGCCGGAACAAUUGAUCGCCGAUUCCGGGCGAGGCUCAAAAUCGGAAACGGAUUCUCGGUUUCCGGGUCGUCUCUGUACCCGGGAACUCACUCCACCAACGAAUCCCCGGUCGUCUUCAUGGGCGAUUGCGCCAACGCGACAGAGGAAUUAAUCAGAGGCAAGGUCUUGGUGUGUCAAGGGUUCAAUCAGCUUCUCAGCCUCAACAAUUCCGGCGCCGUCGGGGGAGUAUUCGUAACCAAUGUCACCGAAUCGCUCCUCGAAGAAUUGAUCCAGAUUUCACUGCCGGCAAUUUUCAUAACCACGGAGGACGGGCAGAAUGUGGAGAACUACUUGAGGAGCCACCCGGCAGCGAGAGGGAGCUUAGAAUUUGAGCUCACCAGCUUUGACUUGAGCCCAGCGCCUACGCUCGCAAGUUACAGCUCCCGAGGCCCAUCACACAGUUGCACGUUGGUUCUGAAGCCCGACAUAGUUGGGCCCGGAUCAUUGAUACUCGCGGCCUGGCCCUCCAACAUCAAGCCCAAUGAGAACGGCCCGAAUUAUUUACACACCGAGUUCAACCUUUUGUCCGACACUUCAAUCUCGUGCCUGUUAGAGUGUGGUAUAAGAUCCAGCAGAACCUUCUCCCAACAACUCGAGUUAUUGGGAUCAACUGAUUUAUGACAUGGUAUCAGAGCCUCGAACCAAAAGGUCAUGUGUUCGAAUCUACACGACCCCUAAUAUUAACCGUUGUCUUUCAAGCACAUGGUAUGGUGAGCCUGUGCAAACUUCAAGCCCAUGGGUUGGCUUUCGUUUGAGGGGGCGUGUUAGAGUGUGGUAUAAGAUCCAGCAGA